Messenger RNA from Ilyonectria robusta, 1611 nucleotides. Its product is annotated as Alpha/Beta hydrolase protein. The transcript is spliced from 2 exons. The coding region runs from base 1 to 1611 and encodes 536 amino acids. NCBI's taxonomy places the organism in Eukaryota, Fungi, Ascomycota, Sordariomycetes, Hypocreales, Nectriaceae. The record is from RefSeq and is a predicted model, not a curated record.
AUGAAAGGCCUCCGGUAUUUUUCUCUGGCUGUUCUCCCACUGCUCCGUUCAGUCGAUGCAGUAACACCCCUUGUCGACUUGGGCUACAGCAAAUAUAAAGGAAAGGAACUCAGCAAUGGUGUCACGCAAUGGUUAGGUGUGCGAUACGCCGCACCUCCUCUUGGUGACCUUAGGUUCAGUCCUCCUCAAGAUCCUACCAGGAACGAUACCAUCCAGGACGCAAGUAAUUGGGGUUUCAUAUGUAUCGCAACCGGCAGUGCCGCGAGUAACAUCGGCACGACACAAUCCGAGGACUGUCUCUUUGUCAACAUUUUCGCCCCAAGCGACGCAUCUAAAAAAUCCAAACUGCCCGUGUUUGUAUUUAUCCAGGGCGGUGGUUUCAAUUCCAACUCUAACGCGUACGCGGACGGAUCUGGCCUCAUCAAUGCGGGAGACAUGGAUAUGGUUGUCGUGACUAUGAACUACCGCGUCGGUCCCUACGGCUUCCUUGAAGAUGCCGACCAGAUAACACCAAAUAUCGGUCUCCAUGACCAACGCAAGGCCCUCAAGUGGGUGCAACAAUACAUCUCCAAGUUUGGAGGAGACCCUGACCAUGUUACGAUUGGCGGAGCUUCUGCCGGCGCCGCAAGCGUCGCUCACCAUCUCAGUGCAUACGGUGGGAAAGAUGAAGGCCUCUUCCGUGCAGCAGCGGCCGAGUCGGUCUCUUUUGCCAACAUGUUGGCGGUAAAAGACUCCGUCUACUGGUAUGAAAAUCUCGCCAUCCGCUUGGGUUGUGUCGGCAAGAAUGCCCUGGCUUGUUUGCGAUCGAAGUCGGCAUUGGAGAUUCAGAAGGCAAACUAUAACAUUCCCUACCCCGGGGCUCCAGCUGCCCCUAUUUACAUGUGGACUCCAGUAGUAGAUGGAGAUCUUGUGCCCGACCUCACGUACAAGCUGUUUGAGGAGGGCAAGUUCAUCAAGGUGCCGGCCAUCAUGGGCGACGAUACGGACGGCGGUACCGUGUUCACCCCCAAGAACACGUCGACCUUGGCCGAGAGCGAUGCGUUUCUCAAGACACAGUUUGGUUCCUUGACACUGGAACAAUUGGACACAAUCAACAACCUUUAUCCAAACAAAAAUGACACUUGUCCAAACUCGGGAUGCUACUGGCGACAGGUCAGUGAUGCGUAUGGCCAUUUGAGAUAUAUGUGUCCGGGCAUUUACAUCUCAAAUGCCUUCACCAAAUACGGCGUUUCAGACUCGUGGAAUUACCUCUACAACGUCGAGGAUCCGGACCAAAUGGCACAGGGUCUCGGAGUUCCCCACACGGUGGAAGUUAACGCCAUCUUCGGCCCAAAGUACGCAGGUGGUACUCCACCCGCUAGCUAUGUCGAAGGCGGAGUAAACGCAGACGUGACACCGGUGGUUCAAGGAUACUGGUCGAGUUUCAUCCGGUCAUACAACCCCAACACCUACCGCGAUUCUACAUCCGUCAAGUGGCAGACUUGGACGGAAAAGCGCAAGCAGCGCAUCGUGUUUGAGACCGGCGGUGCGACGAAGGUGGAGAAGAUUAGCAAAGACUUGCAGAAGAAGUGUGAUUAUUUUGCAACUAUUGGGCCUAGCAUUCGGCAAUGA